GCCAUCCCUAGGUUUUUCAAAGAACAAAAAACGGCAGCAGUUUCAAUUUCAUUCCCAGUUUAUAGCAAAAGUAGUAAGCGACUAAAAGAACACACGGCAAACCAUGCCUUCGGCUGCUACCACAUUCACCAACAACAACAAUAAUAUAAGCAAGGAGAAACGCACCUCAGUGAGUUCUAUUGGUGCGAGCAGUGGAAAUGGUGGCGGAGGCGUGGGUGGCGUUAGCGGCGGCUGUAACAAUAGCAACGCUAGCAAUGGAGAGCAUAGCAGCAAUACCAAUCUAGCUGAUUAUGCCAAAUCUGGUGCGGGAGUGAGUGGAACUAGCGCCGCAGGCAGCCAGACUGAUCUGACCAACAACAAUAAUGUCAAUGCCAAAACGCUUAAACUGGCGGCCGCAGCGGCGGCGGCCAGCGAGGGGAAUAAUCCGAUGAAGCAAGUUCUGAUCGCCAUUGAGCACAAGAUUCGCAACUUGGAGAAGCGCAAGACCAAAUUGGAAUCGUAUCGCGCCAUACAAGCUGGUGGAAAAGAACUGAGUGCCGACCAGGCCGCUGCCGUUGCCAAGUAUGAAUCUGUGCUGGCCGCUCUGGAGUUUGCGCGCGAUAUAUCCAAGCAAACGCAAGUGACGUUCAAAGAGGCCGAAAAAGAGCAGAAGAAACAGGCCCGCAAGGAUAACCAAGCCAAGGCUGUGGCGGAGACCAUAAAGAUACGUGAAUUGCUUGUUAUGCAAAAUGUUCUUACCUGCUUCAACGAUGAGCAGGUGCGCACUGAUUUUCUGGCCGGAGAGAACGGAGCCUGUAAACUGGAGACUAAUGAACUCGAAGCGCUUGAGAAAUUCUUCAUGGAUGUGCAAACUCGUCGCCCAGAAACCACGGAUGAUGUCAGCUUCCUUACCACUGCCCAAAAGGCAGCCGACCUCUUUUCCAUGACCAUUAAUGCGCGCGCGAAGCCUUAUGCUGAGAUAACGUUCGAGAAACUGCGCGCAAUCUUCCAGCAGAUUCAGGACAGCGGCUACCUGGACAAGUACUAUAUGAUGCCGAUGUCUGAAGCAACGGGGCCUGGUAAUGGAACUGAUAGUGGCGCGGUUAGCGGUGAGGGCGAUGCGCUGCUUAACGAUGGUGUAGUUGCUGGUGAACUGGAUGCGCAAUUAACUGGCGCAUCGGCGCACAAUUCUCUGGAAGAUGGAUUGGACAAGCUGCCAUCUGGUGAGUUGCCUGAGCUGCAGCAGCCGGAACGCGGCCAAAUGAUGCACGAGUCACAACAUCAACGUGUGCCAAUCGAGCAGACCAUGGUUGUGCAGCAGCAGCAACAACAACAACAGCAGCAGCCACCGCCGCCGACGGGUUACAAUGCAGCUCCAGCUGCGGCUGUAACAGGCAACACGACUCCUGUACAUGUGCUCUACGCAGCAGCACAGCCGUCUGGACAUGUGGCUCCAGGACAACAUGCUCAUCAGUUAUUGAGCAGCAGUCCAGUGAAUCUCCAGGCUUUGCACGGUGUGCCUCCGCCGCAGCCACAACAUGCGGCGCCUACGCAGCAGCAAACACAACACUUUGGCCCAACUACAGUGCGUGCUGUUGAGAACAACUUCUUCAAGCCGCCACAGGCGCCAACACCACAGCAGCAGCAGUUCAUGCAGCAGCUGCGUCCAUUGGCCGAGGUCUUGGGCACUGGUAGCUUCCACUUUCUGCAGGACAGUGAACUGGACGCACCAGAGUCGAUGCCCCAGCAGCAGGCGCCACCACCACAGCAGCUGCCUGUUGCAGGCUUGGUGUUUGAGCAGCAACAGCAACAUAAUCAUGUAGAUGAACCCCAGGCCAUUACCACGCUAACCUUUACUAACCAAUCCUAUCCAAUGCAGCAGCAACAACAGCAGCAGCAGCAGCCGCCCCAGCAGCAACUGUUCUCCCCAGUGCUGUUGCACGAUCAGCAGCGUCAGCCCCAACAGCAGCCCAUGGUCAUCAUGGCACGCUUGCCACCACAGCAGCAACCGCCGCAGCAGGCGCCACAGCAACCCCCUCAAGGCAUUGGCAUGCAGCCUGGAGAUGUGACUGCUGUCUUCCCCUACGACAGCGCCGUCGUCAGCUAUGAGCAGCAACUGCAGCAGCAGUUGGGCAUCAAGCAGCCACCACAACCCCAGCACGAUGAGCAGCAGCAGCAACAACAACAACAGUCUUCAGUUAACGAUGUAGAGAACAACGACUGGCAUGCGCGUAACACCAAUGCGGCAGCCACAGCCGCUUUGACCAAUGUGCUCAAAACCCAAUCUUCGGCGCUGGCGGAACAGACAGUCACAACGCCAACGGCUCCGUCCAACAAGUGGAGCAGCGAGAUGAAUGCCAUGAGCAGUGCCGCCUCGAACGGCAGCAACGGUAGCAAUGGCAAGCAGGAUUGGGCCACGCCACGUGACAACAGCGGCGGACGUGGUGGCGGUUACGGCAAUGACAACGACUCGGGUAACAAUCACUGGAACAACUCAGGCAACCAACAAGAAAAUGGAAAUCGACGCAACUCUGGUAACUAUCAGCGACGCAAUGGCGGCGGCGAUGAGCGUGGACGCAACGGUGGCGGCAACUAUCGUGCGCGUCAAUAUGGCAACUCCUCGUCCCAGCAGAACGGACGCAACAGCAGCGUCUAUUUCCGCAACAAUGAGUCCAGCGGUGGCAACAACGGCUACUACCAGAAUGGCGGCGGUAACGGCAAUGGUGGCUACAACAAGGAGUCGCGCUAUGAAUCCUCUGGCGGUAACUCGUAUCGUGGUCAGCGCGGCGGUAACCAGCGCAAUGGUCGACCCAUGGGAGAUCGUGGUGGUGGCUACAUGAACCAGCGUCAGUCACAGCAGCAGCGCAUGCCGCUAACUUUGGAGAAUAAGAACUAAGCAGCGAAAUCAGCUGUUCGGCCUCAACACUUGUAUUAAAAGUAAAAGCUCCUCAUGUAAACACAAAUGCAUAAACACAACCAAACACACACACACACACUCACUCACAAACAUCAUCAUUAAGAAUAAAACACAAUCACACACAAACACUCGCAUACACACACACACACACCCAUGUACAAGCGACGUUACCACGUUGGCGUAGGAUUAACGGUUAGUCAGCUAUGUGAGAGAGGCUCCCAUUUGUGGGAGCAGGAAAGCAGAGAGCGCAAGUGAAAAAAGCAAACAAACAGUUUGAGCAUUUUUUUUAAAUACAAUUAAAUGUUUCUAUAUG
Drosophila busckii is the source of this 3209-nucleotide messenger RNA. RefSeq names its product caprin homolog (gene Capr). The record is from RefSeq and is a predicted model, not a curated record. The transcript has 4 exons. Gene Ontology annotation, molecular function: RNA binding. Gene Ontology annotation, cellular component: cytoplasm. The coding region runs from base 104 to 2875 and encodes 923 amino acids. NCBI's taxonomy places the organism in Eukaryota, Metazoa, Arthropoda, Insecta, Diptera, Drosophilidae.